This is a messenger RNA of Tetrahymena thermophila SB210, 372 nucleotides long. Its product is annotated as transmembrane protein, putative. The record is from RefSeq and is a predicted model, not a curated record. Lineage: Eukaryota; Ciliophora; Oligohymenophorea; Hymenostomatida; Tetrahymenidae. The transcript has a single exon.
AUGAAGGCUUUUAAAUAUGAAUAAUUAAGUACAAUUAAUAAAACAUCAAAUCGUUUUAAAGAGAGAAUUCAAAAAGAUAGUUAAAGUGAUGGUAAAACGAUAUAAAGAUAAAAGCUAUAAUCGUUGACUGAAUUAUAUUAUAAUUAAAAAAUUGAUUAUAAUAAAUAGAUGAUUCUUAUAAACACCGAAUUAAUUUUUAUUAAAUUUUCUUUUUUUUUUGUUAUUUGUAAACCAAUGUAUUUUUUUUUUCUUGUUAUUUAGCUGUCACUAAAUAUUUAAAGGUUUUUAUUGAUUUUUAUUUUAAUGCUUAUAAUAAUUUCAUCUCUUGUGACUUUUCCAUUUAUUUUCAUUCUUUUAUUAUAUAUUGAAUGA